AUGUAUAGUUUCUUGAAGAAACGGGAGCAGGGAUCCUUACAACCAAUACGAAUCAAACGAGCCGAAACAACAAAACGUAUUUAUAAUGUUCAACUUAGUCAAUCCAAAGAAGUCGCCAGAGCACAUCGAGGUGGAGUGACUUGUUUAAAGAUGGAAACGAUCGAACAACGCUAUCUCAUGUCUGGAGGAUCCGAUGGCAGAAUUCAUAUAUAUGAUUUACACAUGUCACCUAAAGGAAAAUAUACCAAGAUCGUACCUAUUGCCAGUGUUUCAAGAUAUGAACGACAUAAAUAUGCAGUUUCCAGUUUAUCAUGGUUUCCUUUUGAUACGGGGAUGUUCAUCAGUUCAAGUUUUGAUAAAUCUAUUCGAAUAUGGGACACAAACUCAAUGACACCGGCAUGUACAUUUCCAUUGGAUUCUCGUGUCUAUUGUCAAGCCAUAUCACCUAUUGCAUCCCAUUGUCUUGUAGCUAGUGCAGCAGCAGAACCAAGGAUAAGAUUAUGUGAUCUCAAAAGUGGUGCUUUUACACAUUCUUUGAUGGGUCAUUCUGGAGAAAUUUAUUCAUGUAUUUGGUCUCCUUCUCAAGAACAUAUAUUAUAUAGUGGAGGAAACGAUGGAACAGUUAGAGUAUGGGAUAUUCGAAGGGCGGCGUCUUGUAUCAUGUCACUUGAUCAAGAAAAUAGUAGGGAUUCAUUAGUUGAUCGUGAUCCACUUGCAGAAACGAAUUCAGCUCAUGGGAACAAAGGAGUGAAUGGUAUGACGUUGAGUUCAGAUGGUCGUUAUUUGGUGACUUUGGGUAUGGAUGAAAAGAUUCGAUUAUGGGAUACCAACAAUGGUCAUAAUACAUUUGUGAACUAUGGCAGUUAUUGGCGAAACCGAUUCAAAUCUUGUCUUCAAGCUGUUGUAUCUGAUGCAGAUGUAUGGCCUCCUCUUUUAUUUGUUCCAAGUGAUGAUCAACAAGUCCUUGUCUUUGGUUUAAUGGAUGGUCGGUUGACAAAACGACUAAAAGGUGCAUAUGGUCGGGUGACAAGUGUGGAACAACGUUCUUCUUACCAAGAACUUUAUAGUGGAUCCAAUGAAGGCGAAAUCCUAGUAUGGGAACCAACUAAACCUGUCGAUCAAGAUGGAUCUUCCUCUAUAUAUGAUAUAACAACAACAAUGGAAAUGAAUUUGGAUGCAUGGAGUGAUAGUGAUGACGAGGAUGAACGCCCUGAAAUGCAAUAG
Messenger RNA from Halteromyces radiatus, 1224 nucleotides. Its product is annotated as excision repair cross-complementing rodent repair deficiency, complementation group 8. Gene Ontology annotation, cellular component: Cul4A-RING E3 ubiquitin ligase complex; nucleotide-excision repair complex. The record is from RefSeq and is a predicted model, not a curated record. NCBI's taxonomy places the organism in Eukaryota, Fungi, Mucoromycota, Mucoromycetes, Mucorales, Cunninghamellaceae. Gene Ontology annotation, molecular function: protein binding. The transcript has 9 exons. The coding region runs from base 1 to 1224 and encodes 407 amino acids. Gene Ontology annotation, biological process: proteasome-mediated ubiquitin-dependent protein catabolic process; protein polyubiquitination; transcription-coupled nucleotide-excision repair.